Psammomys obesus (fat sand rat) is the source of this 7732-nucleotide messenger RNA. RefSeq names its product zinc finger protein 609 (gene Znf609). The transcript is spliced from 10 exons. Lineage: Eukaryota; Metazoa; Chordata; Mammalia; Rodentia; Muridae. The record is from RefSeq and is a predicted model, not a curated record. Gene Ontology annotation, biological process: regulation of transcription by RNA polymerase II. The coding region runs from base 215 to 4450 and encodes 1411 amino acids. Gene Ontology annotation, cellular component: nucleus.
UGGCGGCCCGGGACGCGUAGCAGUGGCGGCUCUGCGGCCCGGGGCCCCGGGCGGGCGGAGGUGGCGGCUCCCGGGACCGGCCGCGCGCAAUGAUGUUGUCCACUGGACAUGUUCUGACCAAGGAGGCAGGUCUGAGAACAUAGCUGAAGCUGAAAAUAGGAAAGCUGGGGGCAAGGAAGAGCCUUGAAUCUUGAGGUGGGACGUUGACUCUAAGAUGUCCUUGAGCAGUGGAGCCUCCGGAGGGAAAGGAGUGGAUGCAAACCCGGUUGAGACAUACGACAGUGGGGAUGAAUGGGACAUUGGAGUAGGGAAUCUCAUCAUUGACCUGGACGCCGAUCUGGAGAAAGACCAGCAGAAACUGGAAAUGUCAGGCUCGAAGGAGGUGGGGAUGCCAGCCCCCAAUGCUGUGGCCACGCUGCCAGACAACAUCAAGUUUGUGACCCCAGUGCCAGGUCCUCAAGGGAAGGAAGGCAAAGCAAAAUCCAAAAGGAGUAAGAGUGGCAAAGACACUAGCAAGCCCACUCCAGGGACUUCUUUGUUCUCUCCAAGUGAGGGAGCAGCAAACAAGAAAGAGGUACAGGGUCGCUCAGGAGAUGGUACCAAUGCAGGAGGCCUGGCUGCUGCUGUUGCCCCCAAGGGCUCAGAGAAGGCUGCUAAGGCGUCACGCACUGUAGCUGGCUCCAAAAAGGAAAAGGAGAACAGCUCCUCUAAGAGCAAGAAGGAGAGAGGUGAAGGAGUGGGGACUUGUUCGGAAAAGGAUUCUGGGGUCCUCCAGCCAGUUCCCUUGGGAGGACGGGGUGGUCAGUAUGAUGCAAGUGCAGGGAUGGAAUCAGGAACCGUGGAGCCGCUUGGGAGUAUAGCUAUUGAACCUGGGGCAGCGCUCAAUCCUUUGGGAACUAAGCCGGAGCCAGAGGAAGGGGAGAAUGAGUGUCGGCCGCUAAAGAAAGUCAAGUCUGAAAAGAUGGAGUCCCCCGUCUCUACCCCAGCGGUGCUGCCACUGCACCUUUUGGUGCCGGUGGUCAAUAAUGACAUCUCAUCUCCCUGUGAGCAGAUCAUGGUCCGUACCCGAUCAGUUGGAGUCAACACAUGUGAUGUGGCUCUUGCCACAGAGCCUGAGUGCUUAGGCCCCUGUGAACCUGGAACCAGUGUUAACCUUGAAGGCAUUGUGUGGCAGGAAACAGAAGACGGGAUGUUGGUGGUAAAUGUGACAUGGAGGAACAAGACAUACGUAGGUACACUUCUUGACUGCACAAGACAUGACUGGGCACCCCCAAGGUUCUGUGACUCCCCGACCAGUGACUUGGAAAUGCGUAACGGUCGAGGAAGAGGCAAACGCAUGCGUCCUAACAGUAACACACCUGUCAAUGAGACAGCCACAGCCUCUGACAGCAAAGGGACCAGCAGCAACAGCAAAACUCGAGCAGGAGCCAAUAGCAAAGGCCGUCGAGGGAGCCAGAACUCUUCAGAGCAUCGCCCCCCUGCCAGCAGCGCCUCUGAGGAUGUCAAGGCCAGUCCUUCCUCAGCUAAUAAACGCAAAAACAAACCGCUUUCAGACAUGGAACUGAAUUCUAGCUCAGAGGACUCCAAAGGGAGCAAACGUGUCCGCACAAAUUCCAUGGGCUCAGCCACCGGGCCCCUCCCUGGGACCAAGGUGGAACCCACUAUUGUAGACAGAAAUUGUCCCUCUCCAGUCCUGAUUGACUGUCCCCACCCAAACUGCAACAAAAAGUACAAGCACAUUAAUGGGCUUAAGUACCACCAGGCUCAUGCCCACACGGAUGAUGACAGCAAACCAGAAGCUGAUGGAGACAGUGAGUAUGGGGAGGAGCCCACCCUCCAUGCAGACCUCAGCAGCUGCAACGGUGCACCUGUCUCCCAGAAAGGAUCCUUGUCCCCUGCCCGCUCAGCUACCCCCAAAGUUCGGCUUGUUGAGCCUCACAGCCCUUCCCCUUCAAGCAAAUUCAGCACAAAAGGCCUCUGUAAGAAAAAACUGAGUGGGGAGGGAGACACGGACCCUGGGACCUUAUCCAAUGACGGCUCUGAUGAUGGACCCUCAGUAAUGGAUGACACAAGCAACGAUGCCUUCGACUCUUUGGAAAGGAAGUGUAUGGAAAAAGAAAAAUGUAAAAAGCCCUCUAGUUUGAAACCUGAAAAGAUUCCAUCCAAGAGCUUAAAAUCAGCCCGGCCCAUUGCCCCUGCCAUACCCCCACAGCAGAUCUACACUUUCCAGACAGCCACCUUCACAGCAGCAAGCCCAGGCUCCUCCUCAGGCUUGACCACCACAGUGGUCCAAGCAAUGCCCAACAGUCCUCAGCUCAAGCCCAUUCAGCCCAAGCCCACUGUUAUGGGAGAGCCUUUCACAGUCAACCCUGCCUUGACCCCUGCCAAGGACAAGAAAAAGAAAGACAAAAAAAAGAAGGAAUCAUCAAAGGAACUUGAAAGUCCCCUGACCCCUGGGAAGGUAUGCCGAGCAGAAGAAGGUAAAAGCCCAUUCAGAGAGUCAUCAGGAGAGGGAAUAAAAAUGGAGGGGCUUCUGAAUGGUUCCUCAGACUCCCACCAAAGCCGGUUAGCCAGUAUCAAGGCAGAAGCUGAUAAGAUUUACAGUUUUACGGACAAUGCCCCCAGCCCUUCGAUCGGAGGCGGCAGCCGCCUAGAUAGCACUACCCCAGCCCAGCCCCUAACUCCCCUACAUGUAGUGACCCAGAACGGAGCUGAGGCCAGCUCGGUCAAAACCAACAGCCCUGCCUACUCUGACAUCUCUGAUGCUGGGGAGGAUGGGGAGGGCAAGGUGGACAGUGUCAAGUCCAAGGACCCUGAACAGCUGGUUAAAGAAGGGGCUAAGAAAACACUUUUCCCCCCUCAGCCACAGAGCAAAGACUCCCCAUAUUAUCAAGGCUUUGAGAGUUACUACUCUCCGGGUUACGCACAGUCCAGCCCAGGGGCUCUCAACUCAAGUAGCCAGGCAGGGAUGGAGGGCCAGGCCCUAAAGUCAAAAAAGGAUGAGGAGCCGGAGAGCAUAGAAGGAAAAGUGAAGAAUGAUGUCUGUGAGGAAAAGAAACCUGAGCUGAACAGUUCCAGUCAGCAGCCCUCUGUCAUCCAGCAGCGGCCCAACAUGUACAUGCAGUCCCUGUACUACAACCAGUAUGCCUACGUGCCUCCAUACGGCUACAGUGACCAGAGUUACCACACCCACCUCCUGAGCACCAACACAGCUUAUCGGCAGCAAUAUGAAGAACAGCAGAAGCGGCAGAGCUUGGAGCAGCAGCAGCGGGGACUGGACAAGAAGACAGAGAUGGGCCUAAAGGAGCGGGAGGCAUCACUCAAGGAAGAGUGGAAGCAGAAGCCAUCAGUUCCUCCGACUCUCACCAAGGCCCCCAGCCUGACAGACCUGGUGAAGUCAGGGCCAGGCAAGGCCAAGGAACCAGGGUCUGAUCCCGCCAAGUCCGUCAUCAUUCCCAAAUUAGAUGACUCAUCUAAAAUCCCCAGCCAUGCCCCUGAAGGCCUCAAAGGGAAGCUGGGUGAGGCCAGCCACCUGGGCAAGGAGACCCCCGAGACUAAAGCAGGUCCUGACUGCGGCCGACAGGCAGAGGUGGAUCCAAUCCUCUGGUACCGACAGGAGACAGAGCCCCGCAUGUGGACAUAUGUUUAUCCUGCCAAAUACUCAGACAUCAAGUCAGAGGAUGAUCGGUGGAAAGAGGAACGGGACCGAAAAUUAAAGGAGGAAAGGAGUCGGAAUAAGGACUCUGUUCCCAAGGAAGAUGGGAAGGAAAGCACAAGUACUGACUGCAAGCUGCCUGCAUCUGAGGAAUCCCGCCUUGGAAGCAAGGAGCCCCGGCCGAGUGUCCAUGUGCCUGUGUCCUCCCCCCUCCCCCAGCACCAGUCCUACAUCCCCUACAUGCACGGCUACUCUUACAGCCAGUCCUAUGACCCCAACCACCCCAGCUACCGGGGCAUGCCUGCUGUAAUGAUGCAGAAUUACCCAGGUUCCUAUCUGCCUUCCAGCUAUUCUUUCUCCCCGUAUGGCAGCAAGGUCUCAGGUGGCGAGGAUGCUGACAAGGCCCGCGCUAGCCCCAGCGUGAGCUGUAAAGCCAGCUCUGAGUCCAAAGCCCUGGAUAUCUUGCAGCAACAUGCCAGCCACUACAAGAGCAAGUCUCCCACGAUAAGUGAUAAAAAUUCUCAGGAGAGAGAUCGGGGAGGCUGUGGGGUAGUUGGGGGUGGUGGCAGCUGUGGCAGUGUUGGGGGAGCAGGAGGUGGUGACAGGAGUGUCGACCGGCCCCGCACUUCCCCUUCCCAGCGCCUGAUGUCCACACACCACCACCACCAUCACUUGGGCUACUCCCUGCUCCCAGCACAGUACAACCUACCCUAUGCCGCAGGGCUUUCUUCUACAGCCAUUGUUGCCAGCCAGCAAGGCUCAACUCCCUCACUGUACCCACCCCCCAGGAGGUGAGAAUGAACACCAAGUGCCCAGAUGAAGUCAGCUACAUGGGCCAGAUUGGCUCGUUUGAGGUGGUGCUGGAGGUGCCAUUUUACCAUCAGUUACGGUGUUGACCGUCCUGUUUGCCAUUCCUACCGUGACUGAAGGCAGACCCUUGGCUGUCUCACCCCCACCAGACCCUCCCUCUUCCUCAGGAGCUGGAGAACUGGUACUUUGCAAAAAUAUUUAUUCUCUCAGUCACAGUUCUGACUGCUGUGGCAUCUGUGGAGAUAAAGGCAUAGGAGAAACUGAGGGAACACAGCCUCAGCACAGAGAAGUCACUACUCCGUUACUCUAGCCCCUGGUCUCUGCCAGAGCAGCACCCCACACACACCUGGGAGGGCCCCCAAGCACGGGGUGAGGUCUGAAGACAGCACAGCAGCCGUACCCCUCUCACCGUCAUUACCACCAACCAGAUUCCACAUCUCCUCAGUGGUUUGGGCCCUGGGAACUGGCAGCACGUGGAGAAAUUAGAAUCUCAGGAAAGAAGUGGGGGCUGUUUUCUCUGUAAUUGUGAAGACAAGGUCUUCAAGUGUGGAGACAUCCCCCACUAACGUGAGCACAGAUAAACACUCAGAGCCUUGUGCUCCUGUUAGGCAGAAGGCAGGAGUUCUAGCACCAGCACAGGGCUCCCUGAGGUGCUGGGAGGAGCUGGAGCAUAAAUGGAGUCUGUGGAAAUGAACCUGCUUCCUCACCAAAUUCCUGCUGCUUUUCAUCUCUCAACUUCUUGCCCUUGUCUUUCUUUUUAACCCCUUGGUGCCUUUCCCAGGGGGGAUUCCCCAUACUGACCUCACCUCCUCUACUGCUUGGCUCUUAAAACUCAGGCAGAAUAGACUUCCUCCCAGCAUGGGUAACCUUGGAGUCUGCCACGUCACUGUAGGGCAGGAACUGGAAGGCAGGCCGUAGGAACACCUAGCAGUUCUUGGAGACAUUCAGUUAUUUGAGUACCUUUCUCAUUUAGGGUCACAAAUGUAUACAUCCAGUUCCUUUGUCUGGUACAUGAUUUUACACAGUUCACUCUGUAACUCCAUGUGUGCCAAUAUGAGGCGUGUCUUUGUAACGCAUGUUUUGUUUUAGGGGCUACUGGCCAAUGGAAGUGAUUUGCUCCUUAGGCUCUGAAACAGCAUAUCCAAGCAUCACAUGCCCGAGCCAGAGUGGAGUCAGUGGAUGAGGCUUUGAGGUGGCAGACAUUUCUCUGUUCCCCUGAGCCGUAAAGCCGGGGCUGGGAAUGUGAUGACCUAACUUCUUCCCAGGAUCUGCUUUUUAGCUCUGCUGUUGCGGGCUGUCAUCCUUUGUUACCUGUCCCUCCCUUGACUGCAAGAGAGAGAGAGAAAGAUGCACAGACAGCAGUUUAGGCUAACAGGACGCUUGCGGCAAGAGUGUCAAACAUGGCCGUGUGAGAGCAGGAAGGUACAUGGCUCUGACUUCUUUGGGAGAGUGAGGGUGGUGGGGAGACAGUGAGCACAAAGCCCAGGAGAAGGUGCUUCCCAAGAAUCCGUGAGCCUCCCUGUGCGUAGACAGGCUGGCUCAUCGGCGCCUCUGACCUACAAACCUCUGUUUCCAAGUCCCUAUCUUUGUUCAAGUUGGGUUCCAGGCAUUUGCAAAAAUCCUUCUGUUUUAGACCUGUUGGCAGGACCCCAAGCAGCCUCCUCGCCAACAUCGUUCCCUCUGCCACAUGCUUUCCCAAGUAAGCAGUACUUUAGGCAGUGACCCCCCUUCAUUCAUGGAAGUAGGUGUUGGGGACACCAUCAUACCUAACCCAUUACUACCCUACUAAGAGUGACUUUUUUCCUGAUUAUGCCUCCUCCCAAAAACUCCAGUGAAUAGAGCCAUGUGCCCAUCUGUUCCUGUUUGUUUUUGAAGUAUUGUUGUGUGUUUCGUAUGGUUCUGUGGCACUGGCUUGCAAUGUGCUUUGUACAUAUUAUAAAGAAACCAUUGGAGCAGUUUUGUUUUUCAUUGGAUAGGUAUGGCCCACAUUCCUGCCCUUUCCACUUCAUUUUAUAACAGCAGGUGUGUCUAUUUGCAAGACAAUAGAAUCUACAGAAGAGAACAGCUUUCUCUCUCUCCUGCUCCCCCCUUUUGGCGCUCAUGCUCUCUCCUGUCCUUUCCCCCUUCUCUCUUCCCUCCCCGACUUAAAGACAGUCAGCUCUUUGAUCCCUCUACCCAAAUGCCCCUUGAAGAACAGGUGCUGCCCUGAAAUGAGAUUAGCAGUAGAAAAAUGACACUAUGGUCUCAGCCUGCUCAUCCUGGUUCCUAGUCUGAGUCCAGUCUUCCCUCCCUGAAAUAGAAGCACACAGCUGACGCUGUGGAGAUCCCUGACUAGUGCUGAGAGAUUGGCUGUCCACUCCACAGUGGGGAGCUUCCUGUGGACCUAGUUAGAAAGACCACCAAACCAAGCCUCACUGAGCCACCUCUGCCCAUGCUCUUGGUGUUCAUGAGCUCUGAGACCCCUGUGAAGGAGAAGCUACAGGUGGCUUCCCCCCAAGGUAGGGCAGUCACAGCUGCUGCUGAGGAUCCCCGUCCACUUCCUCACUUAUGGUGUGCCAGUUCCCAUCAGCUCUUCCUGUGAUCCACAAGACAUGUAGCCUCUGCUUAGCCUACAUGCCCCACACAUCCCCAGGGCAAAGAAACACAGACACAAGGUUAAGAGGGUACCCUCUGAAAUAAUCAUUUCAUGCACCUCCUCUCCAAGCUCCAGGGUGGGGUAGGGGCACUUAGUUUAAGGGAGUUGGGAGUUAAGGCUGCAGAAGGGCUAGAAAAUUGGAUAUAGCUUUGAGGCCUUCUCUUCACUACCCCAUACACCCUAUCUGUGUGCUCAGAUGCCCCCCAAGAUUCAGCUGGGCAGCUAGCUGGCCCAUACUUCUGGGCCUUUUGUCACUUAUUACUAGGGCAUCCCAGGAAACUUUGCAGUGAUUCGCUCCACAGGCCCCUCCCAGGCCUUGUCCCCAGCCCCUCCUGCCCCAGCCCACCAGCUUGCCUUGGUGCUCAGCCCUCCCGAUGGGAGCAGGUUGGGGCAAGCUGGAGGCCCGGGCUGGAGGGACAGUGUUGCUGUUCAUAGCUUUUGUUCCAUUGGCGUUGUUCUGUUGGAUUUAAUUUCAGUCUUCCUGAUUCUUCCCUUCUGUAAAGUGUACAUUACCAAGUUCCUUGUUUUUUUAUAUAUAUAUAUAAAUAUAUAUAUAUACAAACUGUACUCUUUUUGCCUUUGUACAUUCAGGCAAGAAGAGAAAAUAAAUCUUUUUAAGAGACAAUCACAAA